Messenger RNA from Impatiens glandulifera, 950 nucleotides. RefSeq lists its product as uncharacterized. The coding region runs from base 160 to 705 and encodes 181 amino acids. The record is from RefSeq and is a predicted model, not a curated record. Lineage: Eukaryota; Viridiplantae; Streptophyta; Magnoliopsida; Ericales; Balsaminaceae. The transcript has 3 exons.
UUUUUUUGGUAUUUCCAGAAAAGCUGGGAAUGAAGACGACAUCUACUCUUCUCACUUUCUUGAUUUCUCUAAUGAAUAGACCCAUCAACAUUUUAUAAUCAUUAUUAUUGAAACAUACCCAUUUCUUCAUCUUCCACCUUAAUUAAUCACCUGUCAUCCAUGGACAUUGUUGUUCAACAGCAAGAAGAAGGAUGGCCUCUUGGGUUGCAACCGGUGAAUCAAAGAGUUGGAUUUGGAAGAGUUCUUAAUCACGAUCGACAUGGAUCCAUCUCAUUCAGCACACUUCUCACUGCAUCUCCAUCAUCCAUCUCCCAUGCCUCUUCUUCAGAUCUUGAUACAGAGUCAUCUGGCUCAUUUUUUCAUGAGAGGAGUGUUACUUUGGGGAGGCUUAUAGGUAUAUCAAGCCUUCUUGAACUCUCUCGAAGGUCGAUUAGAGCAAGACAAUCGGAAAAUCCAAUGAACGAUAAGAGGAACUGUAGAACGAGGUCAUGGUUUUUCUCUUUAUGCUCGAAAGUCAGCACAGAUGCUGCCUCCAUGAAUAUCAAUCCGACCCCAUCCCUUGGAUACUUUCUUCAAGCCGAGAGAAGGGCUGCAGACAUUUAUCGUGGGAAUUCACCCCCAAGAGUGGUUAAUUAUGUUGCUGCUAAUACUUCUACAACUUUGGAUGCACUUUUUCUCGAAGACCAUGUUGCACCUAAUUCGUAGCAGUUGAAACUUUGGUUGAGGAAUGCAAUGAAACCGGGCACACUUCAUAAUUGUGAACCUUUUGGUUCUAUUGUCUACAUAGGCAACUUGGUCACUUGAUCUAAACAAACUUCAAUCAUUGUGUCCCACUUAAAUAUAUUUUGUAUUUUAUAUUAGAAUCACCAUCUAUUAAAUUCAACUUAUUGUUAUUUAGAGCAAAAAUUAAUUAUUAUUGUUGGAAAUGAGUCCAGUUCAAGUUUUAAUUA